Lineus longissimus is the source of this 2898-nucleotide messenger RNA. RefSeq lists its product as uncharacterized. Gene Ontology annotation, biological process: engulfment of apoptotic cell; apoptotic process involved in development; phosphatidylserine exposure on apoptotic cell surface. The coding region runs from base 133 to 2838 and encodes 901 amino acids. NCBI's taxonomy places the organism in Eukaryota, Metazoa, Nemertea, Pilidiophora, Heteronemertea, Lineidae. The transcript has a single exon. The record is from RefSeq and is a predicted model, not a curated record. Gene Ontology annotation, cellular component: plasma membrane.
CAGUGGACACUGGCGGAUGACAAGUGUGGACACUGAAGGAUAUAAAUUAAGUAUAGAGGGCGAUAAAUACCAAUGUUCAUUUAUUGAAGGCUGCUAUAUUGUGAUAUCACAGUUGCAUCUUCCAUGUAAGUAAUGUCUGAAAAGCAAAAAACCAACGAACUCAAGAUGGUUCCAGGCCGCAGUACAGCCACGUAUUUCUUCUUCAAUCUGCUGAUCUCGAUCUGUUCCUACGUCUUGGAAAUCUUCACCUACGUCAUGGCGCUGAUAUUCAUUUACCAACUUGAAGGGGAAAGCGACUGGCUAUGGACUAUAGGAUUAUUAACAGCUUUCCCAAUCUUUGCAACACAGGUUUUAUCGCUUUAUUGGGCGCUUUGGAGGACGGAUAUCUGUACAAGAAAAUACGGCUGCUUCGCUUUGAUUUUCUAUGUCAUCAUUCACGUGUUUCAACUUGGAGUUGUUUUCAGGUUCGCUCGCCUUGUUGUCUGCAAUGACGUCAUGGAAGCAGACGAUGGAAUGGCGGAGGCGACCUUACUCAGACUCUUUCACGCAUUCUGCGGAGGGUUACCGAGCCUUUUCAUCACAUCCUACAUGGCCGUCAUGAAUUCUACAUUUCGGGAUUGGCAAAUUAUUCUCGUCAUCGCUACCGCGUUAUGGUCGAAUUCGUGGGCCUUGGCUUCGUUUCGUCGCCAAGGACAAACGUUACUGGACUUCAACAGUGUCCGGAAGGCUAUCCCUGGUGCACUCAUCAAGACGUUAUGGAGGAUAGGAGAGCUAAGUUGUAGGGUCAUGGCACUGGUUUUGUUCGCCGCAGCGUACGGCUACUGGGUGUUUUUAGUUUUAUCUCUUCACUGGACCGUCAUGUUCAUCUGGCUCUUCGUCUUAGACGUUAUGGACAGGAAGGGCAAGAGGAGCAAACGUCAGCCGAUUCGCAGCCUGUUGCUCUCAGCUGCUACGGCUUUCAUUCAUAUCUUGUGCUUCCUGAACCUGCAGACGACGCAACCAAGGUAUAAGGUCCUGUGUUUCUACCUAGUGACAUUCUCCGAGUGUGUCAUGCUGUUUGUGGCCUGGGUUCUUAAUGAUGGCUACAAUAGCAAUUUAUUUUGGUUCUCCAUGAUAAUCAUCGCCUCAGGGAUAGCUCUCGCUCUGGUCUCUAUGAUAAUCUACCAUAAAUAUUUCCACCUUGCCGCACAGAUUCCCAAGAAUAGUCCAGGAAAUCAGCUGCCGGACCCACAGGGUUGUAUCAACUGUAAACUCAGCAUCUGCGUGAAACACGACACCACGGCACAGCGACCAUUCAAUGUGCGGUUCGCGGAGGCAUAUCUAAAAAGACGGGGAAGCUAUCCGUUGCUUUCUGAACCAGGCAAGAAUAACACCAAUACCUAUGUUGAGUUUGAUAACGCGCUGCAGCGAAGACUGUCUGAGAGAAUGGUUAGUCGCGUAAGUAUCACAAUCAAGGGAGACAAUACGGAUCAAAACAACCAACAAUGUGUCACAAACAGAUCGUUUAGAAACAUAAAAGAAGAGAAAACGACUGAUAUUUGUAUCUCUUCUGACUCAAUUGGGACAAUUCCAGGAUUACAAGAUCAUCAGCGUCAUCUCAGCGGUAAUAAUAGCUUUAGUGACAGGCCUGCGGCAGCGAUAAGUUUUUCUAAGGGACAAAAUCCGUUUGCUUACGGAGCGAAUCCCGCGGAGAAUGACCUCGGAUCACGUCCGAUUGGACUACUUGUUGCGAACAAUAGCAUCCCUGUGGAGGAUGGAGAAACGCCUAAUGAACUAAGUGGGGAUCAUCUUGAUUCGGAUGGUGUUAGCGAAGGUUAUGUCGUACGGGAAUUUUCCAAAUUCGCCGGCGCUGGGCCGGACAAUGUCCUUCGUAAGGAAAGGCGGGUGCUUUCGCCCCGGGUCGCCGCAACUUCGACAAUCAAGUCGUAUAAGUCCAAGGAGAAGGACGCACCUUUGGGUGCUGGUAUUGACAAUGAGAGUUUUGAUUGUAAAAUUCCGUCGCUGGAUCUGUCCGAGGGCACGGACUACCCGAUCUAUGGAUACCUGGCUAACCGCGAGCUAGAUGUCUCAGAGUCUGAGCCUAGUGCGAAUGAAUGUGACACUAUCUUCACCAACCGGUCAUCGGAGGAGGAGCUGUCGCACUAUGUUAAGAACUUCAGUUUCAUGGCAUUUAGUCAAAGUCCGGAAACGAUCAGUCGCCUUAGGGUGAGCAGUGCAGACUCGGGUGUCGGUGAUAGCAGGGUACAGUCAAAUCUGGUGACGCCGCGCAGCGCCAGCAGGGCAGCUGAACAAGACGAAGGGAACAUGAACACGAUCUGCUCCGAAUCUGGUCGGAGAAGAUUACGGGCUGCCGGAGCGCGCUCUCGGCAAUCUAUUCUGUCGCUUGGACUGUCAUUCCGUAGUAUCUAUGACAGUUUAUCUUUGGAUCACCCGCAACCUUUAGUCACCACAUCAUGUGUCUCGUCUUCAAAUCAACAUUUACAUGAUUCUUUGACAAUGGUGACGUCACUUUCUACUGUUGAUGUCACAUGCGCAAGCACACCAAGCGGACAUCAUAGUCAAUGCACAUGUGCAAAUAAUAGUAUUUUUGGUGAAAGUAGUUUUGAUAGAACAGAGUAUUCUACAAUUUUGGCAUCAGCUGACCAGAGUGGACAAUUGGACUAUUUUGGUGGCUUUUCAAAAAGAAACACAUUGGAUACAGGUGACCACUGGUACGAAUGCAUAAACGCAGACACGGACAUUUCACACGUCAUUCCGUCUGAUUCGGAAUCUCCAAUUUAUGAGAAUCCAGGCUUUCUAUUGAGUAAUCACGAAAUCUCAGCUUAUGAAAAAGUUUGAUAAACCUCAAGUAUUUUUGUUGAAAUACGGAUAUGGUAACGAAAUGUACGGGAUCAUAUA